UCACAAUGAUUAAUAAGUAUUUUUAAGGCUUCAUUAGUGAGAAAUAUGCUACAGGUAUAAACAGAUGUGCAGGACUUAAAAGAGUAGGCCAGAUGGUUGAUACUAUAGCUAAACUUUUCUGGGUGCCUCUUAGCAAAUAAAUGGAUCUCUCUCUGUUCCUUGUGUUACUUCUCUUUUCCCCAAGGAAAAUCACAUUUUUCAGGUCUGACAACAAUUUUCAACCUGACAACAAUUGCUCCAGUUCAUUUUGGCAACUGCUAAAAUUGUCACCUUGGGAACCCCAAGCACACACACUGACUGUACUUGCACAGCUCCUACCCUGAGCCUUUCGGAAAUUUCCUUCAGGAAGCCCGUCUAUCAUCUCACAAACAGAACCACUGAUCUAACCUGGGCAACCAUCUUUCUGCAUCUGCUCUGUCUGAGACUCUCACCGGCUCCUAUGGAGACAGGGAAUCCUGCAUCACUCAUCCCUUAGGCUAGACUGAAGGUCUCCUUCCAAAGGCAACUACUUACUACUCUCUGCCUUGGGUCAUACAAGAAGCACUAUUCUUAUCUAUUCACACGCUAAGCUAUUUUUUUUUUAAGUGAGCUUUGCUAGUCAGUCUCCUCGAAAUUCCCCAGAAGGAAUCAAACAGAAAUGGAACAAAGGACAGGAAAAGCCAAGGAGGUUUGCUGAAAUUGAAGCAUUCUGAAGACAGCUGGGUGCUACAAUGGGUGUAAUGUGAGGAAGGUGGUCUUGGGUGCACGCACAGACCAACACUGCCAUUGUUACAAUUUGUGUAGGAUGAUCUCAGGUGACAGCAGCAAUUCAUCACACCCAGAAACACAUCCCCCACACAUAUUUACUUGAGGGUACCAGACCCGCUCACAAAGCAGAGAAGAGCUAAGGCUGUUCUCUAAGGGCUGAGAAUUGCUGCUACUGCCUAGUGAGUAGGGAGAGGGUACUCCUCAGGCCCUAUUUCCUAUCAAAUCAUGUGUCAGUGUUGCCUAGGAGAUAGAGACACAGUAACUACUCUAGCCAAACAAGGCACAUAAACAGAACAGAAAUGCAACGGCUUAGAGUACCCACAGAAAACUUGAUUACCUUGUCACCAUGAGUAAAAGCUAAUUCCAACUCCUGAAGAGAGCAAACCAGCUCUGAAAGAGAGUGAAAAUGCAGACGAGACAGUUAUCAGAUAAUGGCUAUCUGGACAAGAGAUUCUUUCAUUUGACAGCAGUUUGGUUGUUGGGAGUUCCAGUUCGGCUUCUGCAUAGUUGCUCUGUACAAAUCCUCCUCCGUAUUUGCUUAGAGAAAAUGUGUUGCCAUCCCAUCAUGAAGGAAGCUGCCCAAGAGUUUUUAACCAUUACAGCUGUGAUGAUGAAAGAGUGAAGAACCGCCUCUAAGUUAAAAAGUGCACCCAGAGAUAAGGUUCAUUCUCAAUGCCCUGCCGCUGCUUCUGAUCGCAUGGCCACUGCACUUCUCAGGCCAGGCACACUGAGCAUCGGUCCUGUGCCUGACACUGUGCUAGAUGCUGGGGUUGCAGCCAUGAGCAUAGACAUGACAGACACAGUCCUCGCCAUCUACUGUUGAGUACUGACUGGAACAAGAGGAUCGUCUGUAGACAGGAUAUGAUCAUCAUGGCACCUGUAUUACUGAUACUUUUGGGGGCCACUGAGAUACUGCAAGCUGACUUACUUCCUGAUGACAAGAUUUCACUUCUCCCACCUGUCAAUUUCACCAUUAAAGUUACUGGUUUGGCUCAAGUUCUUUUACGUUGGGAACCAAAUCCUGAUCAAGAGCAAAGGAAUGUUAAUCUAGAAUAUCAAGUGAAAAUAAACGCUCCAAAAGAAGAUGAUUAUGAAACCAGAAUCACUGAAAGCAAAUGCGUAACCAUCCUCCACAAAGGAUUUUCAGCAAGUGUGCGGACCAUCCUGCAGAACGACCACUCACUCCUGGCCAGCAGCUGGGCUUCUGCUGAACUUCAUGCCCCAUCAGGGUCUCCCGGAACCUCAGUUGUGAAUUUAACUUGCACCACAAACACUACAGCAGAUAAUUAUUCACAUUUAAGGCCAUACCAAGUUUCCCUUCACUGCACCUGGCUUGUUGGCACAGAUGCCCCUGAGGACACGCAGUAUUUUCUCUACUAUAGGUAUGGCUCUUGGACUGAAGAAUGCCAAGAAUACAGCAAAGACUCAAUGGGGAGAAAUAUCGCAUGCUGGUUUCCCAGGACUUUUAUCCACAGCAGAGGGCGUGACUGGCUUGCGGUGCUUGUUAACGGCUCCAGCAAGCACUCUGCCAUCAAGCCCUUUGAUCAGCUGUUUACCCUUCAUGCCAUUGAUCAAAUAAAUCCACCACUGAAUGUCACAGCAGAGAUUGAAGGAACUCGUCUCUCUAUCCAAUGGGAGAAACCAGUGUCUGCCUUUCCAAUCCAUUGCUUUGAUUAUGAAGUAAAAAUACACAAUGCAAGGAACGGAUAUUUGCAGAUAGAAAAAAUGAUGACCAAUGCAUUCAUCUCAAUAAUUGAUGAUCUUUCUAAGUAUGAUGUUCAAGUGAGAGCAGCAGUGAGCUCCAUGUGCAGAGAGGCAGGGCUCUGGAGUGAGUGGAGCCAACCUAUUUAUGUGGGAAAAGAUGAACACAAGCCCUUGAGAGAGUGGUUUCUCAUUGUGCUUAUGGCAACCAUCUGCUUCAUCUUGUUAAUUCUCUUGCUCAUCUGUAGAAUAUGUCAUUUAUGGAUCAAGUUGUUUCCACCAAUUCCAGCACCAAAAAGUAAUAUCAAAGAUCUCUUUGUAACUGCUAACUAUGAGAAAGCUGGUUCCGUUGAGACAGAAAUUGAAGUCAUCAGUUAUAUAGAGAAGCCUGGAGUUGAGACCCUGGAGGAUUCUGUGUUUUGACUGCCACGGUGGCAUCCUCUGAUGAACUCACACACACAUGCCUCAGUGAAAAGAAGAACAGGGAUGCUGGUUCUUGGCUAAGAGGUGUUCAGAAUUUAUGGAAUAUUCAAUUUAGCUGCGAAGCAAUACACACAGACACAUCAGUCUUAUAUCCCUUAAAAGUAUGGAUGCUUCAUCAAAAUCUCCUCGCCCACAGCAGGGAAGUUGAUUCAUCCAAGCAUUUUGCCAUGUUUUUUCUCACCACUCCGAACAGGGUAGCACCUCCUCACCUGCCGAUCUUUGCAAUUUGCUUGACUUACCUCAAACUUUUCUUGCACAAGAGACAGCUUUUAAGGCUAACGUUCAGCUAUCUUUACUUCUGGCAGUGCCCGUUUGGUUGUUUAAGCUGCCAGUGGUAGCACUCAGCUACCAUAUGAGGAAGAAAGCAUUUUGCACCAACUUAGAGUGAAUCAUGAACUUGGAUUCAAGACUAUCUUUUCUAUAGCAAGUGAGAGCCACAAAUUCCUCACCCCCCUACAUUCUAGAAUAAUCGUUUUAUAGGUAGAGAGAGAGAGAGAGAGUGUGUGUGUGUGUGUGUGUGUGAGAGAGAGAGAGAGAGAGAGAAAUUAUCUCAAGCUCCAGAGGCCUGAUCCAGGAUACAUCAUUUGAAACCAACUAAUUUAAAAGCAUAAUAGAGCUAAGAUAUCACCCCAUAUUAAAAGAGAGGACAGGAUUUCGUUCAAAUAUACAUUCUUGAAGGAAGACUUAAUAUUCUGGAAAUAUGCUGAGAAAGUCAUUGAGCAUAAUUCAAUCAUGAAAGGGAUCACUGAAUCAAGAAGGAACUUUCUGAAGAGAUGUUUGCUGCCAAAGGCUUCAGAGCACCUCAAGUAAUGCCAAGUCAAUCCUAGUCUCUCAAGUUUGGAAAGGUUUCUACAAGGCCAUCCCAUCAAAUAUCCCAAUCUAUACAGAAGUUCUUCUUCCUAACAUCUUCACAUAUGAGUCUGCAUCCAGAUUGGAGGCCUUUGUGAUGGGUGAUGAACUACAGGUGGAACCAAGUACAGGUGUGUCCUGGGCAGAGAUGGGCCAGAGAAAGGAACCCAAACAGUGCUGAUUCUACAUGGCCCUGGGUCAGGAAGCUGAAGGCUGAGAAAGGAGGUAACAGUGCCCAGAAUUCCCACAUGGCACACUCUUUAAAUGCUUUCUGGAGCUGUUUUAGUCAGUUUUGAUCCAUCAGUGGGGACACAUUGAUCACCAUAUAUUUCCAGGUUUGUUUUCUUAACUAACCUAUAAUUAUCCACUAUAACUAGCAGAGGGUUGAACCCUGGGUAAUAACCUAUAAUUAUCCACUAUAACUAGCAGAGGGUUGAACCCUGGGUAAUAGGCACAGAGACAUCUUAAAUCUUGACAAGCCUGAACGGUCUUAUAGUGAUCUGUAUUACUGUUCCAUUUUAUAGUUGCAGUUACUAAGGUUCGGAGAAGUUGAUAGGAAAUGGCAUAGUGAGGAGUUGAAUACCAGGCUCAGGGGAAAGUGACCCCAGAAAUGUGGGGAGGAGUGUCAGGGAAAGUUGAGGCCUGCUUAGGGGUGUGGCUGAGAAGGCAAGGCCCAUGGAGGUGGUGCAAUAAUUGGCAAAAUGUUUAAAAUGUUUGGUCACUCGAAUGAUUCAGAAUCUCAGACCUGCUUUUGUUGUUGUUGUUGUUGUUGUUGUUGUUGUUGGG
Cercocebus atys (sooty mangabey) is the source of this 4566-nucleotide messenger RNA. RefSeq names its product interleukin 5 receptor, alpha (gene IL5RA). The coding region runs from base 1609 to 2871 and encodes 420 amino acids. Gene Ontology annotation, molecular function: cytokine receptor activity; protein binding. Gene Ontology annotation, cellular component: membrane; external side of plasma membrane. Gene Ontology annotation, biological process: immunoglobulin mediated immune response; cytokine-mediated signaling pathway. NCBI's taxonomy places the organism in Eukaryota, Metazoa, Chordata, Mammalia, Primates, Cercopithecidae. The record is from RefSeq and is a predicted model, not a curated record. The transcript is spliced from 12 exons.